Molecule: messenger RNA, 2638 nt
Organism: Catharus ustulatus (Swainson's thrush)
Lineage: Eukaryota; Metazoa; Chordata; Aves; Passeriformes; Turdidae
Gene: PEX26
Product: peroxisomal biogenesis factor 26
Exons: 5
Coding region: 32-910 (292 amino acids)
Biological process (GO): protein import into peroxisome matrix; protein import into peroxisome membrane
Cellular component (GO): peroxisome; peroxisomal membrane
Molecular function (GO): ATPase binding; protein-containing complex binding
Source: RefSeq, a predicted model, not a curated record
CGGGGCCGGGCAGAGCCCUCCCGGCGGGGCCAUGAGGGCCGAGCUGCCCGGCUGGGUCCCGGGAACCGCGGCUGCGCUGCUGGAGGAGGCGGCGGAUCUGCUGGUGCUGCACCGCGACUUCGCCGCCGCCCUGGAGCGCUGCGAGGCGGGCUGCGACAGCCUGGGCCCCGGCCCCGAACCCGGCCCCGAACCCGGCCCCGAGAGUUUUGCAGAAGUGAAAUGCUCCCUUUGUGUUGUGGGGAUUCAGGCGCUGGCCGAGAUGAACAAGUGGAGAGAAGUUCUGUCUUGGGUCCUACAGUAUUACCAUGAACCUGAACAUCUGCCUCCAAAAGUUCUGGAGUUGUGCAUCCUGUUGUACAGCCAAGUGCGGGAGCCGCAGGUGAUGCUGGAGGUGGGCAGCAGCUGGCUGAGAGCCCAGGCCAACCAGAGGCUGCCUGAGUUCGGGUCGCUGCUGGAGCUGUACCUGGCGCAGGUGCUGCUGCCCCUGGGGUGCUUCGAGGGCGCGGAGGAGCUGGUGCGGGGCUGUGCCGUGUUCAGCAGUGAGCAGCAGCUGGAGUUCCUCAGCACCAUCCUGGAGAGCCGCUCUCGGUGGGCUCAGCGGGAAGAGACAUGCUCAGCUGCUGAGGAGCAGCAAGGCCCAGCCACAGAAACCGUUCUGGGAGUGCUGUCCCAAAAGCUGCUGACCAUGUUGACUUUGCUACGUAGAGCACUGAGGUCCAUGUCAAACCACUUCUGUUUACUUCCUUACAAGAAGAUGCUCUUGGCUACUUUUUUGCUGUACCUGGUGGUGGUGAGAUUAGACCCAGCUUCUCCCACAGCACUGCCAUUCAUUUACAAACUGGUCCAGCUCUUCAGACAGGCUUGGGCAGCUGUGCUUUCUCCAAUCCACAGGCCUCCAGUUCGAGACUAAGUAUCUUCCUCCACUGAAAGUGUCACCUUGUUUUGGGAAUGUUGAAAUCUGCCAUGAUCACCUGUGGACUCCUGGAAUUUCUUCAGACAGGGAAUGGUGGUAUUUUGAAUAUGAAUUUUGAAGCCAUAUUCCUGACAUUUUGCUUGGUCCUGUCCAACACUAGGGUAAAGCCACUCCUUCCAUAUCUGCAACUGAAAAAGAAUCCUCCUUUUCAAACACUUUGCUUUGGAUGUGUCUCUUGAGUGAGGGUUGUGUAGCCAGUUAUGAACUGUGGAAGAAGUUCUCAUCCUUGCAAAUGCUGAGUAGUUCUCUGAACAAUGCAACAGUGUUCCUGGAGCCAUGACUGUAAGAGGCAACGGAGUACCAGUGGUUAGAGGAAUAUUCUGUUUUGCCUGAAGACAUCUGAAAAGACCAGUUCCUGCAUGAUGGGAUUUAGGACAAGCACGUAGAAGAAAAGCACUGGAGAAAGUAAAGCCUAUUGCAUUUUGAAAGCCAUGGUUUCUCUUGUGACUGAUGCCUCUUUGGACAGGCACACUGGAUUUUAAUCAUAUUUAAGCCAGAAAGAUGCGGUGGUGGGGCACAAAGACUCUUGUGCUGUAUCUGCUCUUCUUAAAUGCACUUUACACUAAGUGCUUGCCUGAUGCAUAGUCAUUCUUAGAUGCACUUGGUAGGGGUGGUGGUGGUAAGGAAAUAGACUUAUUUUUAAAAUUAUAUUCUAUGUUACUGUCUUCAGUCGAGUAACUGAAAUUGUCGCUUUGUUUUACUCUUUCCCUACCUCUUGCUUUAUUUAUGGAGAUAUCAAAAAGUCUCUCUGUAUAUCUAGAACUGCUCCCCAAGUCCCCAGUAUCCAAAGUCCUGGGUUAGAUGGGAGUCGUUUAGCAAUGCUCUGUCGUUCAGAACAGAAGAUUAUUUUUUAUAGAAAGAGAUACUUCUCUGUCAUCACAAGACCUCCCUCAGAUCAGUGGCAAGAAAAUUGUUCAUCUGCAGAUCUGUCACCAGACCAACUCCAAUUCUGACCAUUUGGGACAGAAAUUGGAGAUUUGGGGUAGAAUAUUAAUUUCUCCUGCAUCCAUUCAUCCAUCUGUCAUCAGUUGACAAAGGGUAAAUUCCAAGGAGGGAGCACUGACCUAACAAAACAAUUGCUUUCAAACUGCUGUGUGCUGGAGGGGACAAAUUAAUGGUGAGAGGGACAAACUGGCCUCUUGUCAUGCCAGCACCUGUGCCAAAAGGGUGUAACUCACUGAUGUCAGACGAAACUAUAAAAUGUUGUCAGAACAGCCUUUUUGGUGGGACCACACUAAAAGAGAGAAGUAGCUGGUGUAGAUCCCAGUGGUGAAUUUAUAUUGUUCUUAAUUCAUCAUGAGGGAGGAAGAAGGCAGAAAUAAGUUAUCAAGGUUUUUUGCAAUUAAUACUAAAACUGCAGUAUCUAAUUUUUAUAAUAAAGUAACUACUGAUUUACCUCUUUGUAGAGUUGCUUGUUUGUGCUGUGAUUGAUAUAUUACAAAAAAGGUGUUUAUUGUAUCGAUACACUUAUUACAAAGUGUAUCAAUGUUUUCCAGAAUUGUUUGACAUGUUUCAUAGUUUCAGCAUAUUUAAUAAGUAGAGCAUGUCUUCUGUAUGACUCUGAUGAGAUCUAAUCUACUGAUGAUGUUGGUAGGCUGUAAGUCUGCAUUUUGGGAUGGUCAAGACCAAUACUACCAAGAAUAAAGUACCUGGUAUUCGUCAUUA